AUGGAUAUCUUGGUCUCUAGCAACUUUGAGAGAGUGAUGUGGUUCCUAGCAAAAGAAUUUGCAAUUGCCACUGGUACGGAUGAACGGUCUAGCAAAAAGCAGGCUAGCCAAGAUGUCUUAGCCUGGUAUCAGGCACUAAAAUCAUCGGGCGGUUUCGGACCCAUACACAAGGAUAUCUUGGAAAACGGGCAACGAACCUUUGAGAGUGACCGUGCGCUUGAUCCCCAUACUGCAGUGGGAACUACUGCAGCACAAAGAUCGAUGACUCGGGCUGGCACGCAUCACAUUUCGCUCUCAGCUGCCCACCCCGCGAAAUUUUCGGAAGUUGCUAUAUUGGCCUUGAAGGACAAUGCUGGUUUUAAUUUCGAGGAGCAGGUGCUCCCUGACGAGCUCAAGGCUCUUUCGCAAAAGGCAACACGUGUAACCAAAGUGGAUAAUUCAUGGAAGGAGAUGAGGGAGAUUAUCAAAGGUCUUGCCGAGGAGGGACUUGAAAGCCGAAGCAAGCGAUUGAUUGAAGUUAUCUUUGUUCUUUGCCGGCGACUUUGA
This is a messenger RNA of Aspergillus chevalieri, 546 nucleotides long. Its product is annotated as threonine synthase. Bases 1 to 546 code for a protein of 181 amino acids. The transcript has 3 exons. The record is from RefSeq and is a predicted model, not a curated record. Gene Ontology annotation, biological process: L-threonine biosynthetic process. NCBI's taxonomy places the organism in Eukaryota, Fungi, Ascomycota, Eurotiomycetes, Eurotiales, Aspergillaceae. Gene Ontology annotation, molecular function: threonine synthase activity.